AGGUGUGACUCUUUAAAGUCCUGCCUGAUGCACGUUCCCUGUGGACAAGUGUGUCUGAACCGCUUUAACCAGCUGCUAAAAGACAACAACUUCACCGUACCCAAAGUGCACCCUAUGCCACAACUGCCUAAAGGACUAUCCCAGAUCACCCAACAGCUGCCCUUUUUAUCUACUGGACUAAACCAGCUACCUCAACAAAUCACACAAAUACCCCAGCACAUCUCCCAGCGGGUGCCCAAACUCCCGGCACACCUUCCAUCCUUUCCACAGAAACUCUCUACAUUCCCUCAGCAAUUCUCCAGCAGAUUACCUCAAGGACUUUCAAAUCUUCCACAGCAACUGUCUGCUUUUCCACAAAAUCUCUCCAACAUUCCUCAGCAUCUUUCCAACUUUCCCCAUCACAUAUCCAGCGUUCCCCAACACUUAUACAGCUUUUCCCAGCGUGCCCGCCAGUGCUGCUCUACCGUUCAGAACCGUUUGAGUGGCGUCACACCACAGCAGGAUGUCUAAACCUCAUCAGGAAUGUAAGGACUUGGAGCUGGACCGUCUGGUCCGUCAAUCUCCCCUUCAAACCCCAUGCACCCCGUCCCCUUCCUCACCAGGCUCUGCUCUGGACCUGCCGAACGUGCCUUCCUAUUCCCGACUUCCCCCCAUCUGCCCAUCACGCCAACUCUCGGGUCUCUCCAACCCUGCCUUCGAUGUUGAGAAUAAGACCACCUCCGCAAGACCUUCAGCUAGUUCCAGACUAAGCAUUCAUCCGUCCGUAAAUGUGGAAGACAUCGACUCAGACAAUGAACAGCAAGGCAAAACAUCUAACAACAUGCCACAGAUCAUCACCUCACACGACCCCAAUCUCAAAACUCUCACUGUUCCAGGACCACCCAAGCCAAGCCGAACCAGAAAGAAGCUGUAUUCUUCAGGAGAUGAGGAAGAUGAGGAGCUGGAGCCCACAGUUAGGGCCUGGGCAAGUCAGAGCAGCAUUACAAGUGCUGAUGAUGGGCUGAAAGAGCGUCCGUCAUCAGCAGCCAGUCAAGCGAGCACAAUGGUAAACGAACGGCUGCAGGAACUGGUCAAACUAUUUAAAGAGAGAACAGAGCGCGCCAAGGAGAAACUCAUCGAUCCUGAUGAGAAUGACGACACACCACCUGGCUCUCCAGUGCCUCCUCCUCCUCCUGAGCCACCAAAAGAACCAGCACCUGAAGAGGAGGUCCAGGCUCCUUUUACUGAGGAGGUUGUGCAACAGGAACAGUACAUCAAGCUGCUGUGCUUUAAGGUGAAGCCUCAGUCCAGGAUCGGACACCUACUUCAGAUCCGUUUCCCAGCUAGCAUCGAUCCGUUUACCAGUCUGUUGUACGUCCUGUGGCUGUUCUUUGUUGCUUUGGCCUGGAACUGGAAUGUAUGGAUGAUCCCAGUGCGCUGGGCUUUUAAAUUUGGGACUACUGGACAAGAUUGCUACCUGUAUCUCAUUGCUGACUACUUGUGUGAUAGCAUCUACAUCCUGGACAUUCUGCUGUUCCAGCCACGCCUGCAGUUUAUUCAAGGUGGUGACAUUGUGAGUGACAAAAAAGAAAUGAGAAACAAUUACAUGAAAAAUCUGCGCUUCAAAAUGGAUCUGAUCAGCCUUAUUCCCCUAGAGCUGUUCUAUCUCUUAAUAGGAUUCCAACCCCUUUUACGAUGCCCUCGGCUACUAAAGAUCUUGUCUUACUUUGAGUUUAACGUCCGACUGGAGGCAAUUUUGACCAAGGCCUAUGUUUACAGAGUCAUUCGCACCACUGGCUACCUGCUGUACGCCCUUCACUUCAAUGCCUGUCUUUAUUACUGGUUUUCUGACCUAGAAGGCAUAGGCUCUUCAUCAUGGGUCUACAAUGGAAUCGGCAAUGCGUACAUCCGGUGUUACUAUUUUGCUGUGAAGACUCUGAUUACUAUUGGUGGACUGCCCGAACCGACCAAUCUCUUUGAGAGACUUUUUCAGCUUGUCAACUACUUUGCUGGGGUAUUCAUCUUCUCCAUUAUGAUAGGACAGAUGAGAGACGUGGUGGGUGCAGCCACAGCUGAUCAGACGCACUACCGCUCAUGCAUGGACAAUACAGUCAAGUACAUGGGCUCCAACCGCAUCCCCAAAGAUGUGCAGAAUCGGAUUAAGACUUGGUACAACUAUACUUGGCAGUCUCAGGGCAUGCUGGAUGAACAGGAGUUGCUUAUGCAGUUACCAGACAAGAUGAGGCUGGAUAUAGCAGUGGAUGUCAAUUACUCUAUUGUCAGCAAAGUCCCACUCUUUGAGGGCUGUGACAGGCAGAUGAUCUAUGACAUGCUGAAAAGACUUAAAUCAGUUGUGUACCUUCCUGGAGACUAUGUCUGCAAAAAGGGUGAGGUGGGCAGAGAAAUGUACAUCAUAAAAUCAGGAGCUGUGCAGGUGGUUGGUGGUCCAGAUGGAAAGACCGUGUUUGUGACACUAAAGGCAGGAUCUGUGUUUGGUGAGAUCAGCUUACUAGCGGUCGGAGGAGGAAACCGGCGGACUGCCAACGUCAUAGCACAUGGCUUUGCCAACCUCUUCAUCUUAGAAAAAAAGGGCCUCAACGAAAUUCUGGUGCAUUAUCCUGAGUCUGAGAAGCUGCUCCGCAAGAAAGCAAAGAAGAUGCUGGCAGAUAAAAAGCCAGAGAAAAAGGAAGAGAAGGAGCCAGUGCCGGUGAUCCCCACAAGAACCAAGACCCCCAAACUGUUAAAGGCAGCACUGGAAAUGAAAGAGAAAUCAGGUCUCCGAGGUGCAAUGGCCAAAAUGAAGGAGAAAAAGAACAACAGGUCCUGUGUCUCACUGCAGCCAUCUGUUUGUUCCUCUGUGCUGCCAGGCUCUCCGAUCCACAGGCCUCAUUCAGAGCAGGAGCCCGAUAUACUUUCCCAGGUUUCGGACAGCACCAUACCGGGACCCCCUGUUAGCCCCUCCUACCUUGACAGUGAUAGGCACUCAGUGCAGGAAGGGCCACCACCAAACAGGAGAGAAAUAGUGGGAAAGGAGAAGAUGGAUGAGGAUUAACAUAGAACAAUCAUUGAAACAUCUAGGGUAAAUUCGGUGGUUUGCUGUUGUUAGUGGGUAAUGAGAGUAUGAAGGGUCGGCUGGGUCAUUUUUAUUUUUAAUGCUUCUUUAAAAUUUAGUCUUAUAUCAAUUUGUUUUCCAGUUCCAGUGCUGGUGCUGGUUGUUCUCACAACUGGCUAGGCUAUGCAACCUCAAUUUUUAGAAUAAUGUUUGGGGUUACAGUCUAGUUGAAAAGUUCAGAUUUAGUUUCUUGACGUUGUGUGGUGGAUCGUCCCUUAGUGCAUCCUGGUGGUGAAAAUGAUUUAUAUGAAAUGUGGUGUUUUUUGGAGAAAACAGUUGGACCAGUCAUCUUUUCUCCAUUGCUUUGAUGUCCAGUCCCAAUGCCUAUGUGCCCAGUGUAAGUGCUUAUAAUGAUGGACAGGGGUUAGCAUGAGCUAUCUGAUUUGCCUACGACUACACUGUGUUCUACUCCCCUCAUCACCAGUCAUUUGAGCCACAGUAGCCCUUUUGUUGGUCCGUAUCAGAUGGCAUAGCCUUCACGUACCCUGGCAUUAAUGAUUCUUGGCGACUCGUGACUUGUCCAUUUUCCGAGCCGUAGUGGAUCAGCACUACGGCUGCCUGUGAGCAUCCCUUGCCUUUUUAGAGAUAUUUCGGCCCUGUCAUCUGACUAUAACGAUAUGAUCCCUGUAAAAGGUCACUCAGGCAUGUAUCCUGGCCAAAUCUGCAGCAUUCAACACGUGAACUACAAGUAACUACCAUCAGCUGGGCAAUGGAUUGGCACCCUGUCCAGAGUAUUCCUCCCUUAUGCCCAGUGUUUCCCGGUAAAACCUAAGCUGCCUCAAACCUGUCAGGGAUAAAGUGGUUAAUGAAAAUGAAAUGGAAAUAAAAAAAACUAGUCAUCAGGAAACACAUUUGAAUAUGAAUUUGUUUUUGAUGGAGUUCAAGUCCAUCAGCAGAAAAAUGUGAGCAUUUUAAUAAUCACAGUUAGGAAAGUAAGCACUAACCUGAACACACUUCACUCAUUAAUUGUGUCUGAAAUUAUAAGAAUAUGAUAAUAAAAGCUGUAAAAAUGUAAACUUUAAGCAGAUCUCUCUCCUUUAUAACAUCCAGAUGUAGGAAGGGCCCCGCCAAUAAUAAUAAUAAGGAAAAAUGUAGCAGAUUUUUAUUAACAAGAAACAGAUGCUUUUACAAGCUGCCUUAUUCAUACAAUAUUUAUAACUGUAUUUUU
Trichomycterus rosablanca is the source of this 4259-nucleotide messenger RNA. RefSeq names its product cyclic nucleotide-gated cation channel beta-1-like. Gene Ontology annotation, cellular component: photoreceptor outer segment; intracellular cyclic nucleotide activated cation channel complex; plasma membrane. Bases 503 to 3031 code for a protein of 842 amino acids. The transcript is spliced from 18 exons. Gene Ontology annotation, biological process: monoatomic cation transmembrane transport; retina homeostasis. Gene Ontology annotation, molecular function: intracellularly cGMP-activated cation channel activity; protein-containing complex binding; intracellularly cAMP-activated cation channel activity. NCBI's taxonomy places the organism in Eukaryota, Metazoa, Chordata, Actinopteri, Siluriformes, Trichomycteridae. The record is from RefSeq and is a predicted model, not a curated record.